AUGAAUAGGUACACAACGAUCAGGCAGCUCGGGGAUGGAACCUACGGUUCCGUCCUGCUCGGAAGAAGCAUUGAGUCUGGGGAGCUGAUUGCCAUUAAAAAAAUGAAAAGGAAGUUUUAUUCCUGGGAGGAAUGCAUGAACCUUCGUGAGGUUAAGUCUUUAAAGAAGCUCAACCAUGCCAAUAUAGUGAAAUUAAAAGAAGUUAUCCGGGAGAAUGAUCAUCUUUAUUUUAUCUUUGAGUACAUGCAGGAAAAUCUCUACCAGCUCAUUAAAGAAAGAAAUAAGUUGUUUCCUGAGUCUGCUAUAAGGAACAUCAUGUUUCAGAUACUGCAAGGACUUGCAUUUAUUCACAAACACGGCUUCUUCCAUCGGGACUUAAAGCCUGAGAAUCUGCUCUGCAUGGGACCAGAUCUGGUGAAAAUCGCAGACUUUGGAUUGGCCCGGGAAAUCCGAUCCAGACCUCCCUACACAGAUUACGUAUCUACCAGAUGGUACAGGGCCCCCGAAGUGCUCCUGAGGUCCACCAACUACAGCUCCCCCAUUGACAUCUGGGCCGUGGGCUGCAUCAUGGCCGAGGUGUACACCCUCAGGCCACUCUUCCCUGGGGCCAGUGAGAUCGACACAAUCUUCAAAAUUUGCCAAGUCCUGGGGACCCCAAAAAAGACCGACUGGCCGGAAGGCUACCAACUUUCAAGUGCUAUGAACUUCCACUGGCCCCAGUGUGUCCCCAAUAACUUGAAGACCCUGAUUCCCAAUGCUAGCAGCGAAGCAAUUCAGCUCCUGAGAGACCUGCUUCAGUGGGAUCCCAAGAAACGGCCAACAGCUAGUCAGGCGCUCCGAUAUCCUUACUUCCACAUUAGGCAUCCCCUGGGCAGCACCAUACAGAGCCUUCAGGAUUCCGGAAAACCACAGAAGGACAUCCUGGAAAAGGCAGGCCUACCGCCUCACAUGAAGCCAGUCCCUCCUGCUCAGCCCCCGACCAAGCCACACACAAAGAUUUCUUCGAGACAGCAUCAAGCCAGCCAGCCCCCUCAGCAUCUCAUGUACCCCUACAAAGCAGAGGCGCCCAGGACAGAUCACCCGAGCCACUUGCCGGAGGACAAGCCAAACCCCUUACUCUUCCCAUCCCUCCACGUCAAGAAUCCUCCAGCGAAAAUCCUCGCUGGGCUGGAGCACAAGAACGGUGAGAUCAAGCCAAAGAGUAGGAGAAGGUGGGGUCUUGUUUCCGGGUCGACAAAGGAUUCCGAUGACUGGGCUGACUUGGAUGACUUGGAGUUCAGUCCAUCCCUCACCAGGAUUGACCUGAAAAACAAGAAGAGACAGAGUGACGAGACUCUCUGCAGAUUUGAGAGUGUUUUGGACCUGAAGCCCUCUGAGCCCAUGGGGACAGGAAACAGUGCCCCCACUCAGACUUCGUAUCAGAGGCGAGACACGCCGACCCUGAGAUCCUCGGCCAAGCAGCACUACUUGAAGCACUCCCGAUACCUGCCGGGCAUAAAUAUAAGGAAUGGCAUCCUCCCGACUCCGGGCAAGGACUACAUUCCAUCAAACCCGUGGUCUAGUUCCGGUUUGUCAGGGAAGUCUUCAGGGACAGUGUCGGUAAUCAGCAAGAUAAAUUCAGUUGGUUCCGGCUCUACAAGUUCUAGUGGACUGACUGGAAACUAUAUCCCUUCCUUUCUGAAAAAAGAAGUUGGUUCUGCUGUGCAGAGGGUACACUUGGCACCUAUUCCAGACCCUUCCCCCGGUUAUUCUUCCUUGAAGGCUGUGAGACCUCACCCUGGACGGCCUUUCUUCCACACCCAGCCGAGGAGCACUCCCGGGCUGAUCCCACGGCCUCCGGCUGCCCAGCCCGUGCACGGCCGGACCGACUGGGCUUCCAAGUAUGCCUCUCGGCGAUGA
This is a messenger RNA of Pipistrellus nathusii (Nathusius's pipistrelle), 1899 nucleotides long. NCBI's taxonomy places the organism in Eukaryota, Metazoa, Chordata, Mammalia, Chiroptera, Vespertilionidae. The record is from the annotation of a GenBank genome assembly.